This is a messenger RNA of Andrographis paniculata, 3308 nucleotides long. RefSeq lists its product as uncharacterized. Lineage: Eukaryota; Viridiplantae; Streptophyta; Magnoliopsida; Lamiales; Acanthaceae. The record is from RefSeq and is a predicted model, not a curated record. Gene Ontology annotation, molecular function: metal ion binding; ATP binding; D-alanine-D-alanine ligase activity. The coding region runs from base 105 to 2948 and encodes 947 amino acids. The transcript is spliced from 24 exons. Gene Ontology annotation, cellular component: chloroplast. Gene Ontology annotation, biological process: peptidoglycan biosynthetic process.
GGCGCGUGGGCGCGCGUGGUGUGUAUUUAUUUCGUUGGCGCGAUCGUUAGAAACUGUACCAUUGCUGGACACACAGCCUGACGCUUACUCUUAGCUCCGCUCCGAUGGCUCUUUCUUCCACCGCACUGAAUUCCGGCGUCCUUCCCGAUGAGAUUCGCUCGUCUCUGCCUCGGAAAACUCCCUUCACAAUUCGUCGUUGCGCUUCAUAUAAAUUUCCAUUACACGUCUUUCCAAAAUCGGUUUUGAAGUGCCGGCGUGUGGUGGAAGCCUCUAUUGCGGCGCCGGAAUCGAAGGCGGAGAGAAAUUCUUCCAUUGACGAAGAAGGUAGAGUGUUGCGAGUCGGAGUUAUCUGCGGCGGUCCUUCGGCCGAGCGCGGGAUCUCGCUUAAUUCCGCUCGCUCUGUUCUGGAUCACAUUCAGGGGAAUGAUUUGCAUGUGAGUUGCUAUUACGUUGACUGCAAUCUCAAAGCGUACGCCAUAUCCUCUGCUCAGGUGUACUCAAACACACCUGCUGAUUUUGACUUCAAACUUGAAAGUCUUGCCCAAGGUUUCAAAUCAUUGAAUGAGUUUGCUGAACACCUUGCCUCCUUUGUGGACAUAGUGUUUCCUGUCAUACAUGGUCGUUUUGGUGAAGAUGGUGGCAUCCAAGAAUUGUUGGAGAAAUUUAACAUUCCAUUUGUUGGGACCCAAUCCAAUGAAUGUCGCAAAGCAUUUGACAAGUAUGAUGCCUCUUUGGAGCUUGAUAAACACGGCUUCGUUACUGUACCAAGUUUUCUUGUUCAGGGAAGUGAAUUGGAAGAAACUGAGCUCUUAACAUGGUUCACCAAAAAUCAUCUGGAUGUUAAACAUGGAAAAGUUGUGGUAAAGCCCACGAGGGCAGGAUCAAGUAUUGGUGUCACUGUUGCUUAUGGUGUUUCUGAUUCUCUCAUUAAAGCUAAUGCAAUUAUCUCAGAGGGAAUUGAUGAUAAAGUCCUCAUAGAAAUUUUUUUGGAAGGCGGUAGAGAAUUCACAACCAUUGUCCUUGAUGUGGGUUCAUCUUUUGAGUCCCAUCCUGUUGCCUUACUUCCAACAGAGGUGGAACUUCAAUCUCAUGGCAGUGUUGAUUCCAGCGAAAAGGACAUCAUUUUCAAUUAUAGGAGGAAAUAUCUACCAACACAACAGGUUGCUUACCAUACACCACCUCGAUUUCCUGAAGAUAUAAUUGGAAAUAUUCGUGAAGGAGCUUCCUUACUAUUUCAAAAACUCAGCCUAUGUGAUUUUGCUAGAAUUGAUGGUUGGUUUUUGCCACCUACUCAUACUGAUUGCCUGACUGGCAAUAAGUUCGGACAUUCUGAAUCAGGCACAGUGGUGUUUACUGACAUUAACUUGAUCAGUGGGAUGGAGCAAACAAGUUUUUUAUUUCAGCAAGCUUCAAAGGUUGGAUUUUCACACUCUAACAUUCUCCGCACUGUAGUUCAACAUGCUAGCCUGAGGUUUCCAGAGAUUAGCCAACGUACUAUGGCAUCAAGUGCCUCUAUAAGAAACAAAUCUUCACAAACUAAAAUUGGUUUUCCGCACCACAAAGAUCUGAAGAAAGUUUUUGUUGUUUUUGGUGGAGACACUUCGGAGCGGCAAGUCUCUCUUAUGAGUGGAACUAAUGUUUGGUUGAAUCUUCAAGCAUCUGACGAUCUUGAAGUAAUUCCAUGCCUGCUUGCCCCUGCAAAUGGUUGCUUAUCCAAUGAAGAUGCUGACAAGACUGAGCUAGGAAUCACCUCAAGGGUUGUUUGGUCCUUGCCAUAUUCAGUGGUGCUCAGACAUACUACUGAAGAAGUUCUUGAUGCAUGCAUUGAAGCAAUUGAGCCAGUUCGGGCAGCACUGACAUCUCGGUGGCGGAGAAAAGUGAUGGAUGACAUCAUAGAAGGCUUACAGAAACAUGAUUGGUUCAAAGGGUUUGAUAUAUCUGAUGAUUUACCAAAGAAAUAUUCCCUUGAACAAUGGGUCGAGCAAGCCAAGAAUGUUGGGGCAACUGUUUUUAUUGCAGUUCAUGGGGGCAUAGGUGAAGAUGGAACGCUACAGUCACUGUUGGAGGCUAAAGGAAUUCCCCAUACAGGUCCUGGUGUAAUUGCUUCUCAGACAUGCAUGGAUAAAGUAGCUACAUCCCUUGCUCUUCAACAUCUUACUGAUCAGGGUGUCCUCACAAUUGCUAAGGAAAUAAGAUCCAAGGGAGAUUUACUGAAAAAUUCUCCACAUGACAUUUGGUAUGAUUUGACAUCAAAACUUAGGUGUGAAACUUUAUGUGUCAAACCAGCCAGAGAUGGUUGUUCAACUGGAGUAGCAAGAUUGUGUUGUGACGGCGACCUUGAUGUGUACAUCAAAGCAUUGGAAAACUGUUUAUCACAGAUUCUUCCCAAUAGUUUAUCAAAGGGACAUGGACUGAUUGAAAUGCCAGUUCCUUCUCCGGAGAACUUGAUAUUUGAGCCUUUUAUUGAGACAGAUGAAAUCGUUGUUUCAUCCCAAUCAAAUUCUGGGAAUGCAGACAAUCUUCUUUGGGAAGGAAACAGCCGAUGGGUGGAAAUUACAGUUGGUGUUCUAGGAAAACGUGGUUCAAUGCGAUCAUUGACUCCCAGCAUUACUGUGAAAGAAUCCGGAGAUAUAUUAUCACUUGAGGAGAAAUUUCAAGGUGGAACUGGAAUCAACUUGACUCCACCUCCUCCCUCUAUUAUAAGUACUGAUGCACUAAAUAACUGUAAGAAACGUAUAGAACUCAUAGCAAACACUCUGCAGUUGGAGGGAUUUUCGCGUAUUGAUGCAUUUGUCAAUGUGGACAGUGGCGAGGUGCUGAUCAUUGAGGUGAACACCGUUCCUGGGAUGACACCUUCUACCGUCCUCAUUCACCAGGCUCUUGCCGAAGAUCCUCCCAUGUAUCCUCACCAAUUCUUCCGCAAACUGCUUGAUUUGGCAUCCGAAUGAGCCGCGUAAAGGUUUGCCUUUUGAACUUCUACUUUUGUGCCUUCGAAACAAUUUACUGUCUUCCCUUACAUUAUCAUAUCAUCUGCUGCUCUUCCUAACAAAAUUUGACAUGAAAAAGUGUGUAUUGGGAAAGGAAUUUCAAUCCUCACUUGGCAUGAAAAUUUCCCAGUUUCUUCUUCUUACAUGUUAUGUUUCAUUGUUAGGAAGUAGGAACUAAACUCAUAGCAGCUUGCAAUACACGAAAAGAAAUUGUUAAGACAACCUGGAUUUUAAGAAUAGUCGAUAAAUAGGAUGAUGUUGAUUGGAAAGAUGAGCUCAAAAGAUUGAAUUGAAUAAUCACUGCAACUAGUCUGCCUCGUG